This is a messenger RNA of Phymastichus coffea, 4810 nucleotides long. RefSeq names its product monocarboxylate transporter 13 (gene hrm). Gene Ontology annotation, biological process: transmembrane transport; monocarboxylic acid transport. The coding region runs from base 361 to 2280 and encodes 639 amino acids. Gene Ontology annotation, molecular function: monocarboxylic acid transmembrane transporter activity. The transcript has 6 exons. The record is from RefSeq and is a predicted model, not a curated record. NCBI's taxonomy places the organism in Eukaryota, Metazoa, Arthropoda, Insecta, Hymenoptera, Eulophidae.
UGUCGAGUGUGCAUGCGCUUUAGUUUUUCGGGACAGCGCGAGAUAUCGUCGCUGGGGGGCGAGCGAGCGAGCUUGCAAUUGUGAAAGCAAGAGAGAGAGAGAGAGAGAGAGAGAGAGAGAGGAAGCAAAGAGCACGCGAGCGAGGUUAGGAAAGGGCUCUCUGCGAGUUGUCUAUAUGUGCCGUUCCAGAACUCUGCCAGCUUGGGGGCCAACCGGCCGCCGGCGAUUCACAGCAACAAGUUCAAACUCCUAGAGCUUUUUGAGCGUCUUUGUUUCGCUUCGUCAUUGGCUGCAUGAGUACCCGCUACUGUCAUUGCUGCUGCUACCUUGUGUACUGAGAGAGCGAGAGAGGACGCCAAGAUGAUGCAUGACAAGGGAGAAGACAAUGGCAUCAACAUCAAGUUCGGCGAGGACAGAACCAAGGGUGAUUACCGGCUUGUCAAGCCCAAUAAUGCCGCUGCCCUCAAUGGCAAGAAGAAACGUGCCAAUGGGACUGCCAAACGAGAAGCGAAGAAUAAAGAAAUGUCGAUGGAAGACAUGGUGCCGCCUGACGGUCGCUGGGGAUGGCUCGUGCUUAUUGCGGCGAUCACGGUGAAUCUCCUCAUUCCAGGCGGCAUCAAAUCGUUUGGCAUUCUUUAUCAGGAAUUCCUGCUUAUUUACAAUGCCAAUUCGACAUCGGGUUCGUGGAUUCCUGCGCUGUGCUACUUCCUUUACAGUUCAUUGGGGCCACUGUCAAGUAUACUUUCGGUGAGGUAUUCAUAUCGUACCGUCACCCUCAUCGGCGGUACUUUCGCCGGAGUUGGAAUGAUGAUUAGUUAUUUUGCCACUUCGAUAGAAUAUUUGUAUGUGAGUUAUGGAAUUUUUGUGGGAAUCGGUGCUGGUCUUGCUUUUCCCCCAACGGUUUACAUUGUUACUUCAUAUUUCGUCCGACUGCGAGGAUUAGCAAAUGGUUUUUGCAUUUCUGGCAGCGCCUUAGGAUCAAUUAUUUUACCUCCAGUCAUGGUUCAAAUGAUAAAAAGUUAUGGAGUAAGAGUAACGAUUCUGACAAUGGGUGCACUGACGCUGAACGUAUGGGCGUGCGCUUUGAUCUACGAGCCGGUGGAAAAGCAUCUGAUUCCUUCGAAAAAACUCAAAGAUGUAGCAACGGAGGAAGCACUGGAACCGUUAGCCGAGGCCGAUGUUGACAUUGCGGUAACAAGUCCCGAAGAAGAGAAACGUAAUCCUCUAUUGUCGCCGAGUAGCGAUAAUCAGUCGAGUAGCAAUGGUGAGGCAAAAGGUGCGCCACCGAUCGUCCCAAAAAGUGCAUCGAGUGCGGCCUUGGAACAUUACUACAAGCCAACGUCGCAGCCGCGUACGCGUAAAAUUAGCAUGCCAGUUGGUCCGCGCGAUAUGGCUGGUCAGAUGCACAGUACACCAGCCUUACACGGAAUACCCGAGAGGCGACGUCCACGACCACCGCCACUUUCGCCGAGUACGUCUUCGUUCAAUUACAUCAGCACGCCUUAUCACGGAAGCACCUUGACGGCAAUAAAUCCCGAGUUUGCAUCCACUUUAACGUUGAAUGCCAUCACAUCAACGUUUCGGAAGUCGCCGGAGAAGCAGGCCAAAAGCGAAGAUGAGCAAGAGAAACUAGCUAACAAAUUCUUCGACUGCAGCUUGCUUAAGGAUCCUAUGUAUUUAGUUAUUCUGAUUUCCAACUCGACUAAUGCCAUCAGUUACACUAAUUUCGUAAUCGUGCUCACUCUCUACGCCGCCGAGUUGGGCUUUACACAGAACGAAGGCUCUUUGCUGCUUUCAACAAUCUCGCUUUUCGAUCUGACUGGAAGAAUCGGAGGAGCAGCAAUGUCGGACACAAAGCUAAUGCCGAAGCACUGGUACUUCGUGGGAGGUCUUUUCUUAUCUGGCAUAUCAUUGGCUAUCCUACCUCUUGCCAAAAGUUUCUACAUGUGUGCAUUUUACUGCAGUUUAUUCGGCAUCUCAUCGGGAGUCUACGUAGGGGUGACAGCAGUAGUAAUGGCCGACAUGUUAGGUGUGGAAAAGCUCACUUCGUCCUACGGAAUAUCGUUAUUCGUUAAUGGUGUACUUCAAUUAAUCGGACCACCGAUUUGUGGUGCUAUCGGCGAUGCAAUUGGUGGAUGGGGUCCGAUAUUCACUGUCCUCGGUUUCAUCCUCAUCGCGGGAUCUGGACUUUGGGGAUUCGUGCCAUUUAUUAGAAAGCGUCAAGAAGCUGCGGCAAAAGCGAACGCACUUGGACAAGUUGAGGCGCCUGAAAAAAUUUAGCACACUACGCUGAACUUAGCCAUACAGUUGAAUAACGGUGAAGUGUUGGCCAUCGAGGAAGAUACCGCUUGGCGACCCGCUGGCGAUGACAAGGACAUCGAAAUGGGCGAACGCACCAUCUCAAUAUACCACGUCAACGUUUAAUGAUGGGAAGAACGAAGUGUGAUGUAAUAACAUGUACGAACGAUGUGUUUCGUUUUUUGCUACGUUAUAUGGGGUGAGCUGCGUGUGAUAAUGAAUCUUCUUUUUCUACCGUCUGUGUUAAUAAUGUUUCUAUAACGCUGUGUGAGCUUGCGUGCUUACGAGACUAUUUUACUACUUGACGUUAGAUAGUGAAUCAUUUAGAAUUAAAUAUAUAUAUAUAUAUAUGAUGAAAUUGACGUCCUUCCUAUAGAAGAGAAUAUUGAGAGCGAAAUGUCAUUUGUAUAAACUCGUGCGGUAAGGACGUUUCGGUUACCACUUGUUUGCGUACAUAUGCAUCUCAGCAAGCAGGCAGAAACAAAAGUAGGUCAAUAAUUUUUUUCGACAAAACUUACUAGUUUUUAGAUUGAUUUUUACAUUUUUAUGAGUGAUAGAAAAAGAAUUAUGCCCUUAUAAGAAAGUAUCUUGUAGAAAAAAAAGUUUAAAAUGGCUAUAUUUUUGAUUCUGCAGAUACUGUAAUUUUAAAAGAGAAUAUAUAGUGCUUUCCAUUUAUUCAUAAUGUUAAUUAUUAUAUUAUUGUUAGGAAUUCAUUAGUGACAGUCGGCAUUUUUUUAAAUAUUAUUUUGACACCAGCAAUGGAACCUUUUUGAGUAUAUACAUUCAGAUUAAGUUUUUCUCUGUCUUGAUUAUUGUUGAUUUUUAAAUGUGUACUAUUACGUUUUAUUUUUAUUUUUAAGUAGACCAUAAAGUUUUUGCACUCGAAAAAUAAAAACUGCAACGUUGUAAUAAUUUUAUUUGUACCAUUUAUUAAUAUUUUUCAUAGGAAAAAGAUCGAGGUUUAAGAUUUUAUUUUUUAACAAUUAUCACUAAUUAUGAUGAGAUUGAUUACGAGCGUAAUAUGGCAUUUAAUGGUCACUAAACAAUAGUAACAUAAACAAAAAAUCUACAAACUGUGCUGAUCAUAUCAAAGUUUUGCCAACUAAUAUGAGUAAAUUGAUAAAAUAAAAUUAAUAGAUAUUUUUUAUAUAUUCUUGUAGAUUUUUUACCAUGUUUGCUUAUGCUUUCCGACGUCACUGCCACGUAUUCUUAGUCAAAGUAAAUAAUAUGUAACGUGUAAGAACAUACAUAUACAUGAAUAAUUUUCGCCAGUGUUAUUAAACAUACAUACUAAAAAUAACUUAAGUAAUUUUUUUUUUAAAUUCAAAGGUGUAAAUAGCUUAAACAACUUUAGUAACGAAAGUAUAAUAAUCAUAUAAAGGAAUUCUUAAUGUUUUUAUUUUUUCAAUGAUAAUUUUUCUUCACCGUAGAUAACUAUCUAAUUACGCAGUCUGUCUUCAAUUGUAUUUUCUUCUAAUAAAUACUACUAAGGAUAUUACCUUGGACAAAGAAAAUAUACUAAAUAAAAAUUCGCAAUUUAAAACGUUUAAAUACUAAAUGUCACUUCAUGUGAAGCACAGAUGUCGAAUUAAGGUUUUUGAAUUUUCUUUAACUGUGACUUUGUUUUAUUCUCUACGCCAAAGAACAAGCGCAAUUGAUAACGCUAUUUUUAUUUUAUCAAAACUACAAACAUUGAAGUUUUUACACUACAAUUAAUAAUGCUUAAUUCUCAAGCAGAGUUUUGUAAAUAAAUAGUUAUAUGUUUACAAACACGAGAAUUUAAAGAUGAAGAUUUAUUAGAAAAGCAUUUUUGUAAUCUUCUACUAUUAGUUUUAAGCAACGGGUUUGGUUAUUUUGUGUAAAAAACUAUGACGUCGAAUAAGUUGUAGCAAACGAACCUUAAGAACUAUUAAUUAUCAACUUUAUAAAAAAUGAUAAACAUAUACUCGUGUCUCUUCAUCGUUUUAUGCUCAAAUUCGAACGCGUUGAUGCCCUUUUUACAGAGCUAUUGAAAGAAAAAAACUGUCUUGCCUUAUACAUGAAUAUUAUACAAACUUCUUACAAAGGUAUUUUAAAUAAUUGAAUAAAACGAUCGCGAUAACAACUUGCACAAUAUUUUGACUGCAUACACAAGAAAGUACUUAUAGAUGUAUUAAAAUAAUGUAUAUAAAUAUACAUAGUACAAUCAUAAAAGAUUAAAUUUUACUAUAUAUAUCUAACAUCGUAUUAAUCUUGUAAAUAAAUGUAUGUAUUCGUAAUGCGAUAUAAGAUGUAUAAAAGUAGAACCGCGAACACCACAGCCCUAUUAUACAUAGAUAUAUAAGUUUGAAGAGGUAAAGUAAAAUUUGGCUAUCGCGUCGUAUAUAGUAUUAUGUAUCUACCGUGUACAUUUGAAACGAAAAUGAAAGUGUGCCGAAAUAAAAGAGCCAAAUAGUGUUGCAAACGAAAGGGAGUCGUGCGCUCGACUUUGACAUCUUUUUUGUGAAUAAAAAAUUAUAUUCUGAAAAAUGAA